AUGUCCGAAUCAACAGUGUCGGACAAGUUCAAGUAUGAUCUCGAAGCGAACAGUGUGGAGUCUGGUACAGCCUCGUCAAUCGAAGACCCGAGCUCAGACGAAGUUGCAGCUAAGAACGGCGAGCUGAGCAGAUCGUUGACAACCAGACAAAUUUCGAUGAUCGCUAUAGCCGGUGUCAUUGGUACCGGUUUAUUCCUCGGAAGUGGAAAAGCUCUUGCAGAAGCUGGUCCUGCAAGCUUGCUGAUCACCUAUGCUAUCAUUGGUGCCCUCGUUUAUUUAACUAUGCUUGCGCUCGGUGAAAUGAAUACAUACAUGCCCGUGGCCGGCUCAUUUUGCACAUUUGGCUCUCGUUUUGUGGAUCCUGCUCUCGGCUUUACCCUCACGUGGAACUACUGGUUCAAUGAUGCUGUGUCGACGGCCUCUGAUCUAACCGCAUUACAACUGGUUUUCAAGUAUUGGACUGACUGGCAUCCUUGGGCCAUUGCUCUUCUAUUUUGGUUCUUUUUACUGAGUCUUAACAUUGUAUCUGUGAAGGUUUAUGGUGAGUUCGAAUACUGGCUUGCUUUGCUCAAAGUGGUCUCGAUUUUGAUCUUUAUUAUUUUGGGCAUUGUUGUUAACUGCGGUGCAAACACUUAUCAUCAGUACCUAGGUUUCCAUUACUGGCAUAUCGAGGAUGCUCCGUUUGUUCGCGGAUUUCGCGGAUUUGCCUCGGUGUUUGUUACAGCUAGUUUUGCAUAUGGCGGUACUGAAUCGAUCGGAAUUACCGCUGGCGAAAGUAAAAAUCCCCACAAAACUAUGCCUCGGGUUGUCCGAACUGUGUUUUACCGUAUUCUUUUCUUCUACCUUUUAACCAUGCUCAUUGUUGGCAUCAAUGUCCCCUGGAACUACCCUGGUUUGUCUAACAAGUCUUCCGCUACUUCUCCUUUCACUAUUGUCUUUGGCCUGGCUGGUUCCAAGGCUGGAGGCUCUUUUAUUAAUGCCGUGGUGGUCACAUCUAUUAUUUCAGCCGGCAACCAUGCCUUGUUUGCUGGCUCUCGCCUAAUGUAUACGUUGGCCAAAAACGGUCAUGCCCCAAAGUUUCUGUCCUGGCUGACUCCAAAUAAAGUCCCCUGGACUGCACUAUUGCUUACUUGGGGUAUUUCGGGGCUGUGCUUUGGUGCCUCUUAUAUUGGAGCCGGAGAACUUUGGAGCUGGCUCCAGAAUCUCGUUGGUGUGUCAAAUCAGCUCUCGUGGCUUUGCAUCGGGUUCACUGCAAUCCGAUUCCGCAAAGGUUUGGAAAAGCAAAAUAAGGUGGAUGACCUUAAAUUCAAAAACUGGACUCAUCCCUGGGGUCCUUGGAUUGUGGUUAUCGGGUCGACUUUCAUCGUGUUUGUUCAAGGUUGGACAUCCUUUUCCCCUUGGGAUACUUCUACGUUUUUCAGCUACUAUAUUGAGCUGAUUGUAUUUCCUGUCUUGUUUGUUGCUUGGAAGCUCUUCAAGAAAACUAACUUUGUUCGCGCCGAUAAUAUGGACUUGGAUUCUGACGUCUACGUUGAUACCAAAGACGACAUCGAAGAGAACGAAUAUGAAGCCAGUCUAAAAGGGUGGAGAAAAGCCCUGAACGUGCUCAAGUCAUACUUUUUUUGA
Molecule: messenger RNA, 1626 nt
Organism: Wickerhamiella sorbophila
Lineage: Eukaryota; Fungi; Ascomycota; Dipodascomycetes; Dipodascales; Trichomonascaceae
Product: putative amino-acid permease PB1C11.02
Exons: 1
Coding region: 1-1626 (541 amino acids)
Biological process (GO): amino acid transmembrane transport
Cellular component (GO): membrane
Molecular function (GO): amino acid transmembrane transporter activity
Source: RefSeq, a predicted model, not a curated record